Pseudovirgaria hyperparasitica is the source of this 1802-nucleotide messenger RNA. RefSeq lists its product as uncharacterized. Bases 268 to 1431 code for a protein of 387 amino acids. NCBI's taxonomy places the organism in Eukaryota, Fungi, Ascomycota, Dothideomycetes, Acrospermales, Acrospermaceae. The transcript has 3 exons. The record is from RefSeq and is a predicted model, not a curated record.
GUUGGAUUGAGCGAGAGAAAAGAUUGGCUGCUAUCUACCAGUCCAAUUGCCCAUGGACAUAAGGGCUGGCAAGUGUAAGCCACGCGUGGUAGCGUAGUAGGGUUACCGGAUGUUUUACACUUCGGUGAGGCCCUCGAGCUUCUUCUUCACUCUCGUUUUCCUAGUUUGCUCAUACAAUAUAUUUCUUUACUUUGAAGCAUCCUUCUUUCGGUCGCGAUUUCGUCUAUUUCUUUGUCUCGACAGUCGUCAAACUUUCCAAUCCUCACAAUGGCUCCAAGAAAGGUCCUUGCAGACACACAGCUGCGGGACGAGACUGUGGACCACUUUUCCAUAAAAUACAAGGCUAUAGUCUUGACCCUUCGAUCUCUUGCAGUUGCUCUUUCAUUUGGCACGCUAUCGCUAUACAUUGUAGCACUGUGCUUGUAUCUGGUGCGAACGCAUGGCGAUAUUGACGUCGAGGCAACCUUCAAGUACUUGUCCAUUACUGGUUCGUCAUUUUCGGCAGCAUGGCAUCUCUUCGCCAUGUGCCUUCUUGGCUCUGGAGCGCUCAACCGGAUCCCCCGAUGGUUCUACCUUGGUCUCGAGAUUGGGUCAGGUGUUUUGAUGGGAAUCCUGGGCUAUCUGAGCUAUGCACAAGAUAGAAUCGGGAGACCUCCUCAAUUCACACCUGAGUAUCAAGAAGAGGCCAUAAAGAGUGGUGCCGUAGGUGUUCUGACAGCCGCAUGCGCCGCGCACCUCGGGUUCUUCAUCUUUGGGCUGUGUAGUAAAGCGAGACCGGUCGAUAGCGACACCGAAAGGAAUCGGUCCUGCGACGCAUGCACGUCGCUACAUAAGAUACCCUCGACCACCACGACAACGGAACCUAGACCAGUCAGUCCAGCGCAUGUCUCAGCCGAACCACGCACGGAGAAUGAGCCCACGACGACCACAGUUCCAACAAGCACUCGACCAAUUACCAUCCCCGAUGAAGAUGCACCUGCAUACACGCCCGGCGACUAUCAGCACGGCUUCGAGCUGCGGACUCUCAAUCGCCAACACACCCCUCGCACGACUGCAGCAUCAUCUUCCACAGCCACAGACGCGCCCAUCUUACUUCCUGCUCACCACACCUCACCCUUCGACCACUCACUCGCCACUCAAUCAGGCAUGUUGCGUCCAACACCAAGCAUGGCCCCUGUCGCACCACAGCUCGCCUCUGCGUCCACAACAGAAAAAGCGCAACGGCCACAGUCGCGACUAUUUGGUUCCGAGAGAAGUGAUCUGGAUUUCGCGAAUGUGAGCCCAAGCUUGCCAUCGAGCCCUACAGUGGAGCACUAUUCGGAUAUGCAGAGAUCGUCUGAUGUGCCGUCAAGCAGCGGGAGUGUGAGUGCUGAGCCAGGGCAGGAGACGAGACAGAGGUCAAUCGAGAAAAAUCCAGACGGGCCUUCUUGAAAGUGAUUCUUGUAAUGAACACGAGAGUCGAACAAGCUAUCAGAUGCCUCGAUGAGGCUGUAACCCCAAUAUCAAAGGGACGGUAGGCCGCGAAGAGAGCCAGAGAAUCAUCGACGCCAAUCUUGGACAGGAUCCUUCGCGGGGAGGUAAGGCGCGCAAGCACAUACACUUUGCUUGCCGCCAAAUUUGGACAUCCAUUUGAGACUUACAUUCCAUGUUCUACGCAAGACGCGAGAUAUGAGACUCUCAGCAUGAUUUUGAUGCUAUAUGUACUCACAUUGCUGUACGAAGCCUUGCCCUAAAGGUUUCGGAUUAAGAUCGGAGUUAAGGCAUAACAAUAUACCCAUUCAUAGGACCUGCAAUUUCAUCAC